Molecule: messenger RNA, 7522 nt
Organism: Zerene cesonia (dogface butterfly)
Lineage: Eukaryota; Metazoa; Arthropoda; Insecta; Lepidoptera; Pieridae
Gene: jing
Product: zinc finger protein jing
Exons: 6
Coding region: 52-4062 (1336 amino acids)
Biological process (GO): regulation of transcription by RNA polymerase II
Cellular component (GO): ESC/E(Z) complex
Source: RefSeq, a predicted model, not a curated record
GGCCUGCGGCGUCCGAGCGAAACUCGCGACAAAACACUCGUGCGCUCAAAGAUGGCGGAUGGGUCGCCCGAGGAUCGCGCCGGCCCGAAACAAAUGCAUGAAUUAACUUUUUCCGCGUCCGACCCAUCCUGUGGUGACAUAAAAAAGUGCAGUGGAUCGACUCUAGACCGCGACGAAGUGAAGUUAUCGUUCUUUACUGAACUAGAUAAAAGUGAAUCGUGUGAAAAAAGUGAGACGCUCGGCGUGGCCGCCAAUCAUACCGCGGCGGUCGCCGCACCGAAUUCCCAAAAAACUACAGGGUCCAAUGUCGAGGAAGGUGACGAUAGGAAGAAAAGAUGUUUCGACCGAUACGACAGCUCCGAGUCUUCUGACAGUGGCGUGGCGGUGCUGAGCCCGACGGAAAGCGGUGGUUGCAGCGGUAGCGACAUCACCGAGCCACGUUCGCCGCGUAGCCCCGAAUCGGGUUGCAGCACCAGCGAGGAGAGCGCGGGCGUGCGUAUGCCGCCCUGGGCGAGCGACCCGGCGCCGCCGGCUCCGCGACGCCUCGCGGCCCAGCCCGCGCCGGUCCGCCGACCGAACCCACCCGUUCAUCGCCGCAUCACUGAGUACUUCAACCAUAAAAUGAAACCCCAGAACAGCCUCAAGCGAGACUCCAACGCCGUCAACACCGAUGACACCAAAAAGAAGUGCCUCCCCAAAAAUGGUGUAACGCAAGAUCUCGAAAAAUACAUCUCCUAUCUAUCGCAAACGCUUAGUCCCAAAGUCUUGCUCGAUGUAGGAAAACAAGCACAGGCUAUGCAUAAACCGGUGUCACAAACGACCAUUAUUGACACUAAAGCUACAGAUCUCAGUAAAUCGCCUUCAAAUACCAACGCCGAUAGUGUGCUCGAGUACUGUAGGCCUAAAGAAAGCAAGGAGGGGCACACGAUGAACGGCUUUGUAGAAGUACGACAAGUAUCUGAAAAGAUUAACAAGGAUAAGCUGUCGUGUGGGAUUCUUAAUGGAUUAGUCGAAAAUAAGAAAAUUGAGCGUGAUAAAAGAUUAGUAUUUGACCCAUCCGCCAAAAUAAAACCUAUUCUUAAUAAACAGAACAUCAAUAAUUCCCAGAAUAACAAAGUGCCAAUACCGGGAUCGCACGAAAUGUAUGGGGUAAGAAUUGCACCUGCCACUUCCAUGAACCAAACUAGAAACAAAGUUUCAACUUUGAAGUCCGAUGCAAAAAUUAAUGGUACAGUUAGCUAUACUACAAAAUUAGACAGUAGAAUGAAUGGGGUAACACGUGGCUCUAAUAACUUAAAUCUCGUAAACAAACCCGUUGCCGCUAAAAAGGAAACAGUGAAAAAGGCUAAUUUGGCACCAAAAAGAACCAACAGGAAGUCCUCCGCGUGUAUCGCAAAUAGUAAAAAUCUCUCUUGGUCAAAGGCGAACAACCUCAAACAAAUUCAGUUGCAAAAACAAAAUUGUGUAAAUUCUGUUUCCAGUACAACGUUACGAAAUAUGCCGGGCGAGGCGAAUACAGCACCAAAGAUGAAUAUUCCAAACGGUGUUAGACAAAUGUCGAUGACAGUUAAUGGCAAUUUAAGUAGCCUUAAUGUACCUGUAAACAAUUUACAAAAUGGUCAUCAAAUCAAUGUUCAACAGCCGUGCAAUGGAACGGUCACUUCAACGAACUUAUCAACGUUUAUGGCCGUUCCGCAAAAUGUAAUGCUGACUACAUUAAGGAUACCGCAAAACGGGCUGACUGCACAAACGUUGAAUCAGCAGGGUAGUAUCGCUACGUUGAACCAACAAGGUAGCAUAGGAACCAUCAACCAACAAGGCAACAUCGCAUUCAAUAGAUCAAAUGUCAAUGUGACAAGCCCGACAAAAAUAAAUGGACAGUUUGUGUUUCCACUCGUACAGAAUAUAAACGGGACUGUAGUUCAAAUACCUAACCUUAUGGCGAAGGUGCCAAACUUUGUUCUUCCUCAAACACAACCUUUAACUGCGCAGCGGCAGAAUCAUAUACAAAAUCAGCAGACUCAGAUACUCAUCAAUGGUACGUUGUUGAAAUUGUCAAACGCAUUACCAUCUUCGUUUCCUCCAGCCAACAAGACGAAUCCUGUCUCGAGUCAGCCGAUUUCUGUUCUAAACAAGGGUUUUCCUGGAAUUCAAGCUGUAAAUGCAAUGACACCGCAGAAAUCUAAUUUCAAUGUCAACCUGAACCAUCCGAUGUUGGUUCCGCAACCAGGUUUUAUUGUUACUUCAGUGCCAAACGUCAAAGAAACUUGGAGUUAUUCUACAGUAAAUACAGCCUGCUUAUCACAUUCUACGUAUACAAACCCGAUUGUUCAACACCCACCGCCCAUAGUACCCACAUUCAAUACGCAGACUUUGCAUACGAGUAGUAUACCCAUAGCGCCUGUUAAACCCCCUGACAACCCAAUACAAGGCACAGAGCCACCUAGCAGUACGGUUAAGGAGACAGACUUAAUUGAAUUAAAAAAUCAAAAGUGUGAUAUUCCAUGGCUGUCUAAAAAUGUUAAUAAUAACAUAGUUCCAUUAGAUUCUAAAAAAAUCACAUCGAGGCCUUUUGCUGAAGUUAGUUCGGGUAAGCUUGAUGAUUUGAUGUCAGACAAAGUGACAGAUAGCGAAGCGAUUGCGGCAUCAACGAAUAAGAUGUCAAGAAUAGAGAAUGUGCCUGAAGAGAAGAAACUUGAAGAGGUAUCGAGAAGUGAGGAAACUGUGUUCACUCAAAUAACUGUGUUAAAAGACGUAUCAUGCAACGUUGAAAGCACUGUCAUAGAAGCUAAUUUUAGUAGUGCUACAACGGAAUCCUCAGAAUCGGGGAUAGGUACGGAUAAGUCAAUAGAUUCGCCGAGUGACUCACAGGGUAGCAAGGAAUGCGACGAGGAUUCUUCGUUAUUGUCGCUGAGUGUGAGCGUGAGUUCGAUAGAUGCGACGAGCCAGUCGGAGUCACAGAAGAGUCCUAUACUUAAGCAACCUAAAACAUUAAGGUUUCCGCCUAAAAAUCUUACGAAAUCUGAUAGUAAUAGAAGGACGUCUAGUUCAGACACGACGACGACAGUUAUUGUAUGCCAAUGGGAGAAUUGCAAGCUGGAAUUUGAUAGUGACUCGAGCUUAUUGGAGCAUUUGCAGUCCGUCCACGUUGAAACGCAAGUUGGGAAACAGAACUACGUAUGUCUUUGGCAGCAGUGCAAGGUUCGCGGGAAGCCCUCGUGUUCCCGCCUAUGGCUGGAGCGGCACACGCUCUCGCACGGCGGCAACAAGCCCUUCAAGUGCAUCGUCGACGGCUGCGACAGAAGAUUCUCCACUCAGACAUUGUUGGAGCGACACGUCAACAACCACUUCAACGAGUCGUCGCAGUCGAGCGGCGCCGGGCGGAAGUCUAGUGAUAGCUCGUCAAAACUCAUACGGAGGAAUGGGAAGAAGUUGCGGUAUAGAAGACAGCCUUGGUCAGCGCGCAUGUUCGACUUCUUCGACUCGGGCAUGAUGGAGGGUCUGGCGUGGCGGCUGUCGCGCUGCACGCGCUGGCGGCUCGGCGGCGCGUGCCCGCUGCGCGAGCCGCCCGGCCGCCACACGCUCACGCUGCACGCGGCGCUCGCGGCCACGCGCGCCGCGCCCGGCGGCCGCCGCGAGGCGCUCAUGACCUACUACCCGCCCAAUGUGAUCGAGGACGAGUGGGUGCCCGAGGAGGAAGUGAAGCAAAUCAAGCGAGUCGAGAUAUCGCAGCUGCCGGUCCACACUAAGGUGGUUCUGUACGAGCAGUUCUGCAGCUCGUACAGGAAGACGCCUUCGCCGCCGCCAGUGAGGAAGACCCCCGCGAUACCAGCCCAGCCGUCCAGACAGCUCCCGCUCCGCCAGUGCACAUCGUCCAGGCUCCUCAACAAUCUGCUCGCAAAACAGAAGACUCUCGAAGCGAAGAACGACUGCAACGCGACCAACCUGCCGAUGAUCUACAAGGAGGAGGAGAGGAGCGAGAAGAGCGAAGUGAGCGGCGCCAAGAAGAGGAAGCUGGGCCGGAGACACGGCGGGAAUGCGUUCUGGCCGAGCGGCCGGUAGAUGGCCUCGACUCGAUUGGGACUUGGGAAUCGACUUAAUGAGAAAUUCCGGUUUCUGAAUAUGAGCAAUAAAAUCGUACAAUAUGACAAUUUUGAUUAUCCAAAGAAAAUAAAUUUAAGUAAAACGAAACAAAAGACAUAAAGUGUCGUUUCGAAGUCCUAAUCGCGGUUCUGUAGUAGGAGGUUGGACAGAUGUUGAUUCUCCGGCUCGGGCGGCGCUAUCAGUUAGACACUUCGCCAAAGAUUCGCCGCUCGACUCUCGCCCGAACGGAAUAAAUAAUUCACAAGACUGAUACAUACUUUUUAUAGAAUAUGACUCGGUUUCGAGCGACGCGACGAUAGCGAACAAAUUGUAAAUAGUUAGGAAAUGUAUAUUGUAGGGCGUUGCGACGUGUACAUUAGUCGAAGUUAGGUUUAGCGGACCCCGGUCCGACGUAAGUUAGGUGAGAUGUCGCCACGAUAACGACCAGCGAUACGAAUCACUGCCAAUAUUGUAUAUAAUAGUAGUUUAUUAGUGACGGGCCGACUCACGUCGGCCGCUAUCGAUACUCCGUUGGGCCGCGUCUCGACCGCUUUCGCUUUACGGUGCCAAUUAUUCUAUCGAUGUCGGUGUCGAUGCGUGACCAUUGAUUUCGUCACCAAGUGCCUCAAUUAGCACGGUUCUACCAUAGCAGUGUUCACAUAGAUGUAACCGCGUAGUCAUAUCGAUUCGGUGUUAGGUUUAAUCGAUUUUUUUAUAUCGAUUCUCGUAACGAUCGAUUCAAUCGACGCUCGGAAUCAACAGCUGUCUCAUUACGUCACUGCCAAUGUUGCGUUUAUCUACAAUUUAUCAUUGCGUUGUGAAAAAGCGAUUUAUAUAAUCGACAAUACAAUACAAAUUAUAGUAUCAAAACAAAAACAGACAGAUAAAAUAAAAUAGACAUUUUGUAUAAAUGAGUUUUUUUUUUGUCGUAUAAAUCGUUUUUUUAAUAUCGCGAAUUGUGCAUUAAAGAUAUAGCAAUAAUAAUGUGUGAUAAGACUUUAGACGACUUAUAUUCACGCACAAGAUUUUUAGCAGUUUUGAGCCAACAUACAGUAAUCUCUGGAUACUCGUGUUAUAUCGUGUAAUUGGUAAUUUUUUUAUUUUUGUAUCAGGAACCGGUUUAUACACGUACUGUCUAAAUGGUGUUGUAUCAUGUAUGGUUGAUUUUUGUACUUUUGUACUCGAUGUGUGUUUAUGGAGUGCAGCGCUGUGGCUUUGAUGAUGAUGACUUGUAAAAUGCUUAUUUAUAAUACAGGCAAAAGUUAUGUCAAUACAGUUAUUGUAAAAGGAUAACUUAUAAAACUUCCAAAAAUUUAUAGAGAGUUUUAAGAUAAGAUAAUUUAAAACUAAUUUUAAAAUUUCUUCGAAGCCCAUCGAAGCUUUAGACAAUACAGUGUACACACAUUGUCAUCAAAGGCGAAGCGUCGAACAAGCCAGCCAUUCGAGAAGUUUCUGUACGGUCGGAUUGCCUUUUUAGCAAUAAGAUAGUUAACAUUGAUAUGUAAUGUUGUGUUCCGUAAUCCGUGCUCACGCGAUCUCCGUAGUAUUUUUAGUUAGUGACUGUAGUUAAGUUAGGAAAUGUGUGUGUGGACGACAACUGAUUGCGAGGAGGGUAGCUCCGGCACAAAUCAAAUUUGAAUUUGAAUUCAGAUUUGAUCUCUGUCGACACGAGCCUAGGUAAUGAUUUCGCCCGCGCUGAGACGGAAUCGGCGUAUAAGUACGACGAGUUAGCGAACUUGAGGGUAGUUUUAGAUAAAUGUAUAUAAAUUAUAAUUUCGAUUCCGUCUUCGCUGGCGCGGGCCGGACGACGAUUCAGCGGCCGCUGAUGAGUUUAAGUCAAUAUAGGAAAUGUUAGUUUGGUGUGUUCGCUUUGAGAGUUACACUGAAACGGACACAUCGAAUAGGGACGGACCCAAAGACAUGUUAGGAAAAUUUCUUAGUCAAGUUGGUGCCUGUUUGCUGAGGACGAUCGUGAAAUAUCUGUGGAAGCCUUCCAACGUACUGAUUUUUAGUUAUUCGUAUAAAAAUUCUAGAAUAAUUUCCAGCACUGAGAUAAGUGCCAUAUUGUAUUGGCUCGGCUUUUUAUAUUAAUUUGAUAGUCAAUUGCGACACCAAAAUCUGAAAGACAUAUUAGUGUAUUUCUCCGUGGACUUAAUUUGAUCUCAGAUGAAUCGGCAAUGGAAUUUUUUAAUGUUAAAAACGGCAUCGGAUUUGAUCAUUUGCUUGGAUAUUCAUGUGUUUGGACAGUUUCUUCGUCUAGAAAUUUUUCCACAUUGGUGAGGUUUUAAAUUAAAUUGUAAGUAAAAAUCGUGUUUUUUGACUCUAUUGAUAUGUCAGACCAAAUUUGAUGACGUUUUUUGAAUAAUAUGUAAUAUCGCUCAAUAUAAAUAAAAAAUGUUAAUUUUGGGCUCAGAACAUAAGUGGCCUAGAAAAACGCUUGAGUACAAAUUUAAUUUGCAAUAAUAAUUAGGAUCGAUUGUAUUUGGAGGUAUUUUCGGUAAUAUAAGCCCCUUAGUAGUAGCCAUUCGAGUCGUUAGGCAGAGAGAAAUAUUUUGUGAUCGAAUACUUGUUAGCGGGGUACUAAAUUAGAACAAAAUACAUAUUGGACGCGCGACGCGAGCGCGUAAAGAUGAUAUAUUUUUAUCACUGCCACGAUAGUCAUAGUGACGCGAGUGGAGGCGGGUGCCUUCGUAGUUGCUCAUCUCUAAGGUUUCAUUUUAUUUAGUUUCGGCGAACAAUGUAUCGGGGAACAAUAUCAGUCACCUGCAGUUUGUUGGGCAGAGGCCGCGGGGUUGGAGGGCGUGAAGCACAUUACAACUGCCGCGCUACUGUGAGCCCUGACCAGAGACGUUCGGACGGUAGUUUAGUAGCAAACGGUAGACACUUUCGGUCACGCUUUACGAAUGUAAAUAAUUGUGUAUAAAGUAUGACGCAGGAGUAAUCUGGUUCGCGCCUCGAGCUAGAAGAGAGGAGAGGAGGGGAUGAGGGGGGGAGGGGAGGUGGCUCUUUGCCGAGUAUAGGCUAGCUGGUAGUGCGUUGUCUUUCAACAUGUUUCCUAUAUUAUCCGUUUAUUAUAUGAAUGUUCUCCUUUAUUGUAAAUGUUUGACCCAUAAAUGCUAUAUGCGGACGAGAUGUCCCUGAGAUAGUGUGCACUACUUUAUUCAAUUUGUAGAUAUUUAAUUAUAUAUAGUAUAAUGUUUAAUGCGUUUCAUUUGCUUGGAGCCGACGGUGAGAUCCGAAAUUUAAUUAUAAUUUGUCCCGCGAGUGGGCUAUCUACCUCAAUUAAUUAUUUAUCACACAUUUGGGCAUAAUAAUAGUGAAUUACGUUACUCGAAACGAAAUGAAAUUUGUUCAUUGUAGUGAUUGUAAGUUUUUUUAAUGGUUUGUCCACGUCACAAGUACUGUAUCUUAUAUUAAAUACAUAUUGUAUGAUUGACUA